AUACAUUUCAAAUAUUACAGUAUAUCGAUGAUCGAUCAAUCCAUCAAUUUGGUUAGUUUGAUCGGAAUAAUUUGCCACAUAAACGCUGUGUAAAGUGGUGGUGAGAAAAAAAAUUGCUGAUCAAAAAACAGCAAUAUUUUUCAAUACACCGAUCAAGAUAUGGUAUAAUUGAAACGAUUUUUUUUAUCAGGAAUUGGAUCAAAUUACUCUUCACAGGUUCGAAUUUUUUCUGACUGAUCAAAAAAAAAAAAAAAAAAAACUCAUCAAUAUCAAGACAAUCAAACAUCAUCAAAAAGUUCGACUUUGUUUUGGUAACCAUCCGGUGUUCUUCCUCAUUUACGAUUAGCGAAAAUAUUACGAAAACAAUUUCAAUAUGUCAUUCAUAUAUCGAUCAGUGAUACGUAAAAUAGAUCCAUUGGUUCCUAUAAAAUUACGUCCAAUUUGGGAACAUGAUGCUGGCCCGAAAACUGUAUUUUUUUGGUCACCAGUCAUCAAAUGGGGUCUUGUAAUCGCUGGAAUAUCUGAUUUAUCAAGGCCAGUAGAAAAUCUUUCAGCUCGCCAAACAGCAUCGUUGGCAGCUACUGGUUUGAUUUGGUCCAGAUAUUCAUUGGUGAUUAUUCCGAAAAAUUGGGGCCUUUUUUCAGUUAAUUUUUUUGUCGCUGCCACCAAUAUCGCACAAUUGGGACGUAUCUAUUUCCAUAAUGACCGUAAAUCUAUCAAAGAUUCUCAAUUAUAAAAUUGAAAAAAAUAAUAAUUAAUGUAACCAAAAAAAAAAACCAUUCCAAUGCAGAAUAUAUUGUUUCAAAUAAGAAAAAAAAAUUCUCAUGCAAUAAAUAAAAAAAAUGUUAAUACACGAUAAGUAAAUCAACAUCAUCAUUGGUUAUAACAACACACACACAUUAUUAGGAUUUGUAGUGGCACGUAAAUCAAUCAGAAAACAAGUUUAAUCGUUCUUCUAUAGAAAAUCAAAUUUCAAUUCAAAACGAAUGAUGAUGCUGUUGCAUGCACAUACACAUAUUUAGACAGUAAUCGUCUCAAUGUUUCUAAAUAGCUUUUCUAACUGUCAUUGUGCAUAUUCAAAUUAAAAAUAGCGCCGUAAAGCUUACA
Dermatophagoides farinae (American house dust mite) is the source of this 1107-nucleotide messenger RNA. Its product is annotated as mitochondrial pyruvate carrier 2. Gene Ontology annotation, biological process: pyruvate import into mitochondria. Gene Ontology annotation, cellular component: mitochondrial inner membrane. Lineage: Eukaryota; Metazoa; Arthropoda; Arachnida; Sarcoptiformes; Pyroglyphidae. The record is from RefSeq and is a predicted model, not a curated record.